AUGGACGUCGAUGAGAAUGAGUUUGAGGAGGAGGAAGUGGAUGACGACAGCUCUGGUGGAUACUCACCUUCAUCUUCUGAGCCCUCUUGGGCUAAGAAGAUGAAGAAUAAGAUGAAGACCCUAUUCUGUAUGCAAGCCAAGGGGCAGUACAUGACCCAUGUUGCUUCCAAGGAGAGUCGCCGACGAGACAAAAGGAUCUUGAGGACUUUUGGCGAGCAGGUAUCCAGCGGUUCCGAGAUGCUCAUCACCCCUGAGGCUGAGUGGAUGGCGAAGCAGGGUUACCAGUGGACUGAAUCGGAGGAGGAUAAGGAGGAGACCAUCCCCGCUGCCGAGUCCGACGAGGAGCGGGAUGACCCACAGGCCCAGCCGCCCCCAUCGCUCCCUUAUCCCCUGGGCGACCGGAACCCUAGCGGUUCCCUCCCCACUCGUCCCCACUUUCCCUCCCCACGCCCCGAUCCCCUCUCCCUCUCCGCUCGUUCUGGAUCGGGGCACGAACUCGCCACGCCCGACGUGCACGUCGCCGCCCUGGUCGGCUCCGUCGUCGCCCUCGCCGGCUCCGUCGUCGCCCUCGUCGGCUCCGUCGCCCGCCACCUCGCGCUCCCAUCUCCAUCUCCCUCGACGGAUCUGCUCGCGCCCGAGGACGCCGUCCCCAUCGCCGGAGCAUGCCGUCAUCGAGCCCUCCCCGAGCUCGCUGUUGCACGCCUACAGGGCCCGGUGAGGCUUCCCAUCCUUCGUCUUCCCCCUCUCGUUUACCUCGUAGAGCUCACUGCACCCGCACCUCCAGCGCCUCCCGCUCGCUCUCUGCACGCCGUUCGGAGCCGAGGCCCACACCCCGGGCCAUUCCCUUCCGCUCUGGCCAACGGCCCCCGCUCGCGCGACCGCGCCCUCGCGCCAUCCAGCCGCCCGCCCGUGCUGCGCGCCCACGCCCCGAGCGCGCCCCCCUCGCUGCCCGCCUCACCGGCGCUGCUGCACCUCGACGGUCCCGUCGCCUCUGCCGCCCGCUCGCCGCACCCGCACGCGCUGCUCCUUCCCGCUCGCCCUGUCUCAUGCCGAGGAGCCUCCGCCCCUCUCGCCGCGGCCUCGCGUGCCCGUCGUCCGCCUCCGGCCGCCCUGCUGCGUUUCGGCAGUCGCGGCCCUCCCCAUGCUCAGCUCGGUCGCAGCCACCGGAGCUCCACGCCGGUGUGCUGGCGCCCGCGCCCACCAGCCGCCCCACGGCGCCUAGUCGGGUGCGCCCCCGCGGGACAGCGCCCGUUCGGCUGUGCCCGUUAG
This is a messenger RNA of Aegilops tauschii subsp. strangulata, 1269 nucleotides long. The record is from RefSeq and is a predicted model, not a curated record. Lineage: Eukaryota; Viridiplantae; Streptophyta; Magnoliopsida; Poales; Poaceae.